Messenger RNA from Lepus europaeus (European hare), 4137 nucleotides. RefSeq names its product phosphoglucomutase 2 (gene PGM2). The record is from RefSeq and is a predicted model, not a curated record. Gene Ontology annotation, biological process: purine ribonucleoside salvage; carbohydrate metabolic process. The transcript has 14 exons. Gene Ontology annotation, molecular function: phosphopentomutase activity; magnesium ion binding. Lineage: Eukaryota; Metazoa; Chordata; Mammalia; Lagomorpha; Leporidae. Bases 23 to 1882 code for a protein of 619 amino acids.
CCCCCGGCGCAGACGGCGCGAGAUGGCGACGGCGCAGAAGGCGGUGGCGGCUCCGGGGGGCAGCGGCCCCGACCCGGACACGCAGCUGGACGAGGAGGCGGCGCGGUGGCUGCGCUGGGACCAGAAUCCUUUAACUUUGCAGUCAGUGAAACAACUAAUUGCAGAAGGAGAUAAAGAAGAACUGCAAAGAUGUUUUGGGGCCCGCAUGGAGUUUGGGACAGCUGGCCUGCGGGCACCUAUGGGCGCAGGAAUUUCUCGUAUGAAUGACCUAACCAUCAUCCAGACUACGCAGGGCUUGUGCAGGUACCUGGAAAAACAGUUCAGUGACCUGAAGCAGAGAGGUGUUGUGAUCAGCUUUGAUGCACGAGCUCAUCCACCCAGUGGAGGCAGCAGCAGAAGGUUCGCCCGACUUGCUGCAACCACAUUUAUCAGCCAAGGGGUUCCUGUGCACCUCUUCUCCGACAUCACCCCAACCCCCUUUGUGCCCUACGCAGUAUCCCAUCUGAAACUUUGUGCUGGAGUCAUGAUCACCGCCUCUCACAAUCCGAAGCAGGAUAAUGGUUAUAAGGUCUAUUGGGAUAAUGGAGCCCAGAUCAUCUCUCCACAUGAUAAAGGGAUUUCUCAAGCUAUUGAAGAAAACCUGGAGCCAUGGCCUCAAGCGUGGGAUGAUUCCUUAAUCGAUGGCAGUCCGCUUCUUCAUGACCCAAUGACUUCCAUCAACAGUGCCUACUUUGAAGACCUUAAAAAAUACUGCUUUCACAGAAACAUCAACAGGGAGACCACAGUAAAGUUCGUGCACACCUCCGUCCACGGCGUGGGUCACGCCUUCGUGCAGUCGGCUUUCAAGGCUUUUGACCUUGCGCCCCCUGAGGCUGUUCCGGAGCAGAAAGAUCCUGAUCCCGAGUUUCCCACCGUGAAAUACCCAAAUCCUGAAGAGGGUCAAGGGGUCUUGACUUUAUCCUUUGCUUUGGCUGACAAAACCAAGGCCAAAAUCGUUUUAGCAAAUGACCCAGAUGCUGACAGACUGGCUGUGGCGGAGAAGCAAGACAGUGGUGAAUGGAGAGUGUUUUCAGGCAAUGAGCUCGGGGCCCUCCUGGGCUGGUGGCUGUUUACUUCUUGGAAAGAGAAGAAGCAAGAUCACAGUGCCCUCAAAGACACGUACAUGCUGUCCAGCACCGUGUCCUCCAAAAUCCUGAGGGCCAUUGCCUUGAAGGAGGGUUUUCAUUUCGAGGAAACACUCACUGGCUUUAAGUGGAUGGGAAACAGAGCCAAGCAGCUAGCAGACCAGGGGAAAACUGUGUUAUUUGCGUUUGAAGAAGCUAUCGGAUACAUGUGCUGCCCUUUUGUUCUGGACAAGGAUGGAGUCAGUGCCGCUGUCAUAAGCGCAGAGCUGGCCAGCUUUCUAGCAACCAAGAAUUUGUCUUUGUCUCAGCAGCUAAAAGCCAUCUAUGUGGAGUAUGGCUACCAUAUUACAAAAGCUUCAUAUUUUAUCUGCCAUGAUCCAGGCACCAUUAAAAAAUUAUUUGAAAACCUUAGAAACUAUGAUGGGAAGAAUAAUUAUCCAAAAACUUGUGGCAAAUUUGAAAUUUCUGCCAUUAGGGACCUUACGACUGGCUAUGAUGAUAGCCAAUCUGAUAAAAAAGCCGUCCUUCCGACCAGCAAAAGCAGCCAAAUGAUCACCUUUACCUUUGCUAAUGGAGGCGUGGCCACCAUGCGGACCAGCGGGACAGAACCCAAAAUCAAGUACUACGCAGAGCUGUGCGCCCCUCCUGGAAACAGUGACCCAGAGCAGUUGAAGAAAGAAUUAAAUGAACUAGUCGAUGCCAUUGAAGAACAUUUUUUCCAGCCACAAAAGUAUAAUCUGCAGCCAAAGGCAGAAUAAAAUAUUCCAGCCUUGGGCAUAAGUACAUUUACCUCCAAUCAAGCGCAACCUGAUAAGGAGUCGUUUUGAGGGCUGAAUGAUUCAAAUUAUCACUAUUAGUAUUUAUAUCUUUUAGACAGAUCUGUAUUACUCAUUGUCUUAGUUUGAUCUUUAAGGUUAAUAAAAAGAAAGAGCAAAACCUAACAAACCAACAUUCCUUUAAAAAUGUUGAGCAAGGACCUAUCUGAAUUUUUCAAAAUAACUUUCAAAAAUAGGUCAAAUUAAUAUGCCUUAACUUACAUAAAUGGAUGUCUUCCCUGUAACUCUUCUUAUGUAUAGUUGAAACAGAAAAUCUGUGUGAUUACUAAACUCCCAACUGCCAUGUGUAGGAUUGCCACGUUUUAGGUAUAUUUACUGUGAUGUUCCCAUCAGUUCCUUAGGAGUCAAAAGAAAUGAAUAGAUCAAACGUGUUCAUGUUCAGGGAAAAGGUAGUUCCUAGGAACAUGUAAAGUGGAGCAAAAGAUAAUUUAAAACAGUAACUUUCUUUAAGCUCUAUCGUUUUGUUCUAAUCAUAUGCCACUGUGUGUUACACAUAUGGUAGGAGAAGCAGCUUCCCUGUGUUUUAUUUGUUGAUGCUCAUUUUCUCUCUUUAAGUCUUGGGAACCAAACAGUGAUUUGUAAUUCGGGAAGUCGUUUAUUUGUUCAGUUUUUUUGCUUAAGCACAAUUUAAUGUAAUUCUCGGACGUGAGCAGUUACUACUCGCUUCACCCUGAAUUUGUCACAUUGUUCUUCUGUGAUCAGAAAUGUAGACUGCCUUUUCCACGCCUGUUUUUCAAUCUGUGCCUUUACCUCAUGGUUCAUUGCCAUACAGCCUUUCAAAGUGACUCCAGUGGCCGUGAGCUAGGAGCAAACUGUUCCUUGUACAUUUAUGUAUUUUCCAUCCAUUUCUACUUUUAAAGCGAAUGAUUACAAUUUUAUUAUUACAAUCAAGCCAAAUGUUUAUUAACAGUUCUGGAAUAAUAGAAAAUCAUAGUCCUAUUGGCAAUCUUUUUUCUAAAGUGAAGGGAAAAUGGUUUUCUACCUUAAUGAUACACAGUUUGUGUCCUGCCAGAAGUGCCAAGCCUACAAGAGCCAGUAUUUUCUAUCAGCUCCUCCUGGAGAAGCUAUAUUUUUUUUUAUUUAAAAUGCUUUCUAGUCUUAAACUGUACUCUAGCAAAAAGAGAUGUUAGAUCCGUGUCCUCUAUGGACCUUUUUUAAGCAUGUACCCCAUGCCCCAUCACAGAGUUAAUUUCUAGAAAUACAGAAAGACCCAUCCCACCGUGCUGGAAUUCAGGGUCUAAUUGCUGGGCCAGUGGUAGCAAUCAUACUUAGAAAUUUUGUACUAGAGUUACUUGCAAGAUUGUGGGGAGGGAUUCAUUCUGCCCAGAGGGUGCUUCGUAUCCUAGGGUGAGGUUGCCCUCGUUCAGCAUCAGGGGCGGGUAGCAGCUGAGGAUGGAGCAGUCUCCCAAGCUUGGAGCAGUGCACAGGUGCACACAGAUGAGGGUUUAGGGCAGAGGGAGAUGAUGAAGGCAGAGCCCAGAAUAUACUUCUGGAUGUACCCCUCCUCUCUGCCAUGCAUAGGAGCAGGCAACUCCACUGGACCUAGACGGGAUUCCCCCCACCCCAAAGCUGUUUCUCACCCACAUUCCUAAGAAAGAGCAUGCAUGGGUGCCCGUUAAGCAUUUCUUAAUGUCUGCCUGUUAUGGGAUGUGGGGGUAGCACCGGGCGGUGCAUCAACACUAAGGCCCCUGGGUUUUAAUCCGUUGAAUCUGUGACCUUGAUUAAGUCUCAACCUCUCAAAACCUCAAUUUUGUCUUUUGUUUCAAAGACUUUUUUAGGGCAGUUACAGUUUCACAGCAAAGUUGAAAGAUACAGAGAUAUUCCAUAUGCCCGUGUCCCCCACUUUAUCAGUGUACCCCACUAGAGGAUAUACGUGUUACAGUUGCUGACCCAGCACCCACCAUUGUCCCCCAAACCAUGGAGACAAGAAGAUCUGUGGUUGAGGCAUGGGGAGGGAUGAGUAGGCAGAGAGCCUAGGAUUCUGUGCAGUAAAACACUCCGGGUGACAUUGUAAUGACAAGCACUUGCUUUGUGCAUUUGUUCAGACCCAUUCAAUGUACAGCACUGAUAGUGAGCCUGACAGAAACUGUGGGCUUUGGGUGAUGUUUUGACAUUUUUUUAAAUAAAGAAAUGUUUCUCAGUGACCUCUGAGGUCAUUUCACACUGUGGGUCUCUAA